UUUGUCCCAGGAUGCUCCGCGUAGGUCGCGUCCGGGGAUUGGCUGCGCUGCUGCACGUGGUGCCAGGCAGGCGGCGGCGGUUGCCGGGGCGACGGCUGGACGAGGGGCGACCGGGCAGGGUAGGCGCAUGUGCCCGCGUCAGAGCAGCAGAGAUUUUUGCUGUGAGAAUUAACAGUAACGGUUCAAUAUGGGGGACAUUCUGGCUCAUGAAUCAGAAUUACUUGGACUAGUGAAAGAGUUUUUAGAUUUUGCCGAAUUUGAAGACACCUUGAAAACAUUUUCAAAAGAAUGCAAAAUAAAAGGAAAACCGUUAUCUAAAUCAGCAUGUGGCUCUUUAAGGGACUCCAAAUCAUCGAUAAUCCAGAAGGACCUCCUUGCUGCGUUUGACAGUGGAGACCAGAAGGUGUUCUUCGAUUUGUGGGAGGGGCACAUUCCCAGUUCCAUCCGGGCUGGCGACUCCCUCGCCCAGAAGUUGGAAUUCUACCUACACAUCCAUUUUGCCAUCUAUCUUCUGAAACACUCCACAGGGAGACCUGACAAAGAGGAACUGGAUGAAAGGAUUUCUUAUUUCAAAACCUACCUGGAGACCAAAGGGGCAGCGCUGAGCCAGACCACGGAGUUUCUCCCUUUCUAUGCCCUGCCUUUUGUUCCCAAUCCCAUGGUCCACCCCUCAUUUAAAGAGCUUUUCCAGGAUCCUUGGACUCCAGAAUUAAAGUUGAAGUUGGAAAGGUUUCUGGGUUUAAUUUUUAAAGCCAGUAACACGCCGAAGCUUUUAACAUUAUAUAAGGAGAAUGGACAAAGCAACAAAGAAGUGUUGCAGCAACUCCACCAGCAGCUGGUAGAAGCUGAGCGUAGGUCAAUGACGUACUUGAAACGGUACAAUAAGAUCCAGGCGGACUACCACAAUCUCAUCGGGGUCACAGCAGAGCUGGUGGAUUCUCUGGAGGCCACGGUCAGUGGCAAGAUGAUCACCCCCGAGUACCUGCAGAGCGUCUGCGUCCGCCUCUUCAGCAACCAGAUGCGGCAGAGCCUGGCGCGCAGCGUGGACUUCACGAGGCCCGGCACGGCUUCAACCAUGUUAAGAGCCUCCUUGGCACCCGUGAAAUUGAAGGAUGUCCCAUUACUGCCCUCCUUGGAUUAUGAGAAACUGAAGAAGGAUUUGAUUUUGGGGAGUGACCGCUUGAAAGCCUUUUUGUUGCAGGCUCUGCGCUGGCGCUUGACCACAUCGCACCCUGGAGAGCAGAGGGAGACCGUUCUGCAGGCCUACAUCAGCAACGACCUCUUGGACUGUCACAGCCAUAGCCAGAGGAGUGUGCUGCAGCUGCUGCACUCGAAGAGCGAGGUGGUACGGCAGUACAUGGCCAGGCUCGUCAACGCUUUUGCAUCCCUGGCAGAAGGUCGCCGCUACCUUGCCCAGAACACAAAGGUGCUGCGGAUGCUGGAAGAGAGGCUGAAGGAGGAAGACAAGGACGUCAUUACUCGGGAGAACGUUCUCGGGGCCUUGCAGAAGUUCAGCCUCAGGCUGUUUCAUCCUAGGCGCCCACUGCAGACAGCGAUGAUUCAAGAUGGCCUCAUCUUCUGGCUGAUUGACGUCUUGGAGGAGCCUGACUGCCUGUCAGACUACACGCUCGAGUACUCGGUGGCCCUGCUCAUGAACCUCUGCCUCCGGAGCACAGGGAAGAACAUGUGUGCCAAGGUGGCGGGCCUCGUGCUGAAAGUUCUUUCGGAUCUGCUCGGCCAUGAAAACCGCGAGAUACAGCCGUAUGUGAAUGGAGCUCUGUACAGCAUCCUUUCUAUUCCAUCCAUUCGUGAAGAAGCAAGAGCAAUGGGAAUGGAAGACAUCCUUUGCUGCUUCAUCAAAGAAGGCAAUGCUGAAAUGAUCCGCCAGAUUGAAUUUAUCAUCAAGCAGCUUCGUUCAGAAGAGCUACUGGAUGGUGUUCUUGAAUCUGAUGAUGACGAAGAUGAAGAUGAUGAAGAGGACCAUGACACUAUGGAAGCCGAUCUGGACAAAGAUGAACUGAUCCAGCCCCAGCUUGGAGAGCUCUCAGGCGAGAAGCUGCUGACCACGGAGUACUUGGGAAUCAUGACCAACACGGGGAAGGUGAGGCGGAAGGGGGCGGCCGGCGUGCAGUGGGGCGGCCCUGAGCCCCUGUGCCGGCCCAUCACUCCCGGCGGCCACAGGACCGGGUACCCAGCGCUGGAAGACCAUCCCAUCUCUCCCCAGAUGGCCAAACAUGCCAGAAACAGCUGCCUCCCGUCUCUGCCAAAUGCCCACCGUCCAGUCUGCAAGGGGGUCAUGCCUGGUCCUGAGCCUUGCACUUCCUCCUCAUCCGCCAUCGAUGCCAAGUCGGGAGAGCGGUUGCCAGCAGGACGUCAGGGAGAGCCUCACCUGCCCCCAGCGGGGGGCCCGAGCCAGCCUAGGGAGGUGCCCUGUGCCCUGGACAGUGGCGAGACCACCAGGGAGUUUACACCAGGCUUCGCCUACAAGCCCCGGGCCCCCUGCAGCCCGGAGAUCCUGGACCUGAACCCACCCAAGGCCAAGGCAUCGGCUCUGGCCCCUCAUUUCUCCUCGUGUGGCCCACAGCAGGCCAGCCGCCCCGGCUCCACGGCGUCCGCCACGAGGAGCCUGCAAAGUAAGUCAGCCUGCAGGGAAGGGCGCUGGCCUUCUGCCCCUUCCGUGCCCACCGGACCAAGGCCCGCUUCCCCUCCCCGCAGGACCAGGGCCCUAGCCGGUCGCUUCCUCUGCCCCAGGGACCGGUUCUUCACUCAUCUUUCUGUUUAUGAAAUUGCCCUUGGCCUCAGCGGCUCAUACACAGACAGGCAGAAUGACACCCUCCAGGCAGUGCCACUCGGAGACAAGAUCCCCCUGCGUGGGGCUUGCAGGUCAACCCUGAAAUCCGAACCGGCCUUCUGGUGGGAAGCAGCCAGCAGCAGCUCAGGGUGGCCUCGAAAUCAGACAGAAGCAGGUGCUUCCUCGCAGGCUGGGCGGAGGGGUCGCCCGAGGGACCGAGGGGGGUGUCCAAGGGCCCCCCUCUGUCCCUGGGGUCCCCCUCCUGCCCUUUUACUAGCGGUAAAGACCGCUUCUCUGUCCCCUGCCCAUCGGCUACUUGACCACACCCCUCCACUCCCCAGCUGAGCCCUUUUCUAAAGGGCUUUACUAAAAAUAAGGGAAAACAAAAGAGAAACCGAACAAAAGAACGUCCAGCGGCACAGAAUCAGUCACUCUCAGGAUGUAUGCAGGCCUGCGGCCGGCCCCUUCCCUUCCUGGCGCGGCCCUGGGCGCUCUGGCAAGCCGGGGAGCCGUUGGGCUGGGAGCGUGUAAAUGGGCCGAGGCUGGGAAGCCCGCGGGGCCCUCCCCCUUCUUUCAGCGCCCCUCUGCUGGGAAACACACGCGGGGCCCCAGCCCGGCCUCCUCACCGCGGUGCUUCCGCACACAGGUCCGGAGGAAAUGCCGGCGAGUACCGGGGGGUGGGGGGGGGGGCGGCCAGGAGAGGGGCAGGCAGGCCGCCCAUCCCAGCCCGGCCUCCGGGCUGCAGCAGGCCGGGCGCCCCUGCUCUCGUAACCACGGUGGCAGCACCCGGCCGCGGACGGGCUGGCCGGCGCACGGGGUGGGUAGCAGCAGAUACGCGUCCCUCGGCCUCGACAGACCCAGGCGCGCGGCCGGCGGAGCUCACUGAGUCCCCGCACCGGGCAGCCUGCUUCCUGUAAGGAACGAACGUGGCCGCCCGACUCAGGCCCUGGCCGCAGAGCAGGUGACCCGGGAGGGAAGGUUCUCCUGUUGAAAGGAGGGCUUGUGUGGGACAGACGGGGCUCUGUGCUGAGACCGGCCUGGCGCUGGCAGCUUGCCUAGAUUUUCUUCUCCAGGCGGCCAGUCUUCCAGGAUGUGAGGCUGGAUUCUUCCCCGGUGUCACCAUCCCGUUGCCCAGUGACCAGCCAACUUCCUGCCCUCAGCCAGCCAGCAGCUGCAGGUGACAGAUGUGAAGA
Molecule: messenger RNA, 3984 nt
Organism: Orcinus orca (killer whale)
Lineage: Eukaryota; Metazoa; Chordata; Mammalia; Artiodactyla; Delphinidae
Gene: ARMC9
Product: armadillo repeat containing 9
Exons: 24
Coding region: 188-3136 (982 amino acids)
Biological process (GO): cilium assembly
Cellular component (GO): centriole; ciliary tip; ciliary basal body
Molecular function (GO): protein binding
Source: RefSeq, a predicted model, not a curated record